AUGACCUACUGGUUAUUUGACACCUUGUCCCUGCACGAUUUUGUCAAGAUCUCCAAGUGGAACGAUGUCAGCUUCUGGUCCAUCAAAGUGUCAGUGGAUAAGACACACCGGACCCUCUUCAAGUUUGUCAAGAAGUUUGAGGCGGCUCUGAGUGGUCCAAGUGUUCCUGCUCUGGUGGAACAGGGAAGCAGCGCAAACUUAGACAGUGUAGACACCAACCCUGAGGAGACACCCAUCCAUCGAGUUCACAAGGCUCUGAAGAGCAACCUGCCUGGGAAGGGCAGAGAUCUGCAGGAUGAGGAGCCGGAGGAAGGAGUGGAAGCUUCAUCUCUACAGGGACGUCUGCCUGUUCUUACCAGGAAGAUGAAGAAAAUAUGUAACCAGUAUGUGAAGAAAAACCCAGUACCUGAGCUGUCUGAAGACCUGGACACCUUCACAGGCGAGGUCAUCAGCAACCUGCGAGACUUGCAAAGCCUCACCAUCAACAUGUCAGCAGAGAAGGAAAAACAGAAGUCUGAGGUCAAGCACAUCCUUCAACAGAAGCAGAGGGCGCUGUCCGACCUGUUCAAGAUGCUCUCAGAUAUCGGUCUCUCGUACCGUAAAGGCCUGAUAUGGAACAGGACAGCCGACCCAGAGAAAAUGUUCUGUAUGCAGCCGCUGGAGAUGAGCACUGCUCUUUCUGCUGCCAGCAACCAGGGGCAGGCUGAGAACAUGUUGUUCACAGAGCUGUUGGCAGCGUGGGAUGGAUGUCAGAAGUACUUCUAUCGUUCAUGGGCCCGGAAAACGGUCAUGCUGACUGCUCUUCAGCUGCCUGCAAAGGAGCUGGGUCUGGGAAACAUUGAGCGCUGUAGAGGCUUCUCCUCUCACAUGUUCAAGCUGCUCCUCAGACAGAGGCGACGUCUGGCCACGCUCACAGAGCAGUGGGUCCAUCUCAGGAGGCUGACUUUCAGCAUACAGGACAUUAAGACCCACCUCCAGAGCCACAGUAAGGACCAAGGCUGUACCAUCCCGCCCCAGGCCUCUCUCCAGGGCUGGGUCAGCAGAGGCCAGGCGCUGGCUGCCCAGUGCACCACGCUCCUGCAGCAGCUGGCCUGGCUGCUACAGUGCUGCCCUGAGGACCUUCAGCAGGAAGAGGAGACCAGCAGCUGCAGGCAGCACACCCUGAGGUGCCCGUCCCCGCUGGCUGUGCACCGCCAGCCUCCCGGCUGUCUGAUGAGGAGGGGAGAUGCCACGUGGUGCCAGCUACACCAGCACGUGACCGAAAUGUUGAGGCAGAGCGAAAGCCUGAAGGUGGAGCUGGACACUGUGGCCCAGCAGAACUCUGAGAGAGUGCUUCACACAUGGGACCAUUUUGUAAGGUGCUGUUCAAGCUUUGACCAGCUGGGGGCUGUAGCGGCUCAGAUGCCCAGCGUGGAGCGGCUCUUCAUCCCGGCCACGUGCGUCGGGAGCGCAGAGGGUCAGCCGGCCAUCACCCAGAGCCUGCAGUAUGUCAGAGCACAGGUGGAGGCUAACAUCACCGAGUUCACCACCUGGAAGACUCAGCUGCUCUCCCUGGGACACCAGCACCCAGAUCACCAGUCUGCCUUCAGUACGGACUUCUCCGCUGAGCUGGAGACGAACAUCAACGCGGUGCUGUGCGCUGUCCAGACACUUGUGAAGAGAAGGGAGAGAGAGCAACAAAAAGAGCAGCCUGGAGAUGACCAGAGAGACGGAGCUGAAAAGGAGGAGGAGGAGGAGGAGCCUGUGGAGGACCUGCUGAAGCCCGGUCACCUGGCCCGUCUCAUGGAGGAGGAGCUAGAAGCAGAGGUGGAGACUCUGUGUGUGGGAGCCGCUAACGACAGACUGGAGAAGCUGCUCGGCACGCUGAGAGCCCACAGAGACGCCUGUCAACCACCACAGCUCCAGGAGGUGAACAGGGCGUGCAGCAUGUUGGUGCGUCUGGAGCCUCUGCUGGGGAUUUACUCCGACCUGGUGCGAUACUACCUGGCUGUGUCCAUGGGAGCACACAGGAGCACAGGCAAACUGCUGUCUGUACUGGCCAGCAUCUUCACCGAGCUCGCCCAGAAGGGUUUCUGCCUGCCCCAGGAGCUGAUGGCCGGUGGAGACGGAGAAGGUGCCACAGAGUUCCACGACUACGAGGGCGGUGGCAUAGGAGAGGGAGAGGGCAACAAAGACGUCAGUGACAAGAUUGAGAAUGAAGAGCAGGUGGAGGACACCUUUCAGGAGGGCCAGGAGAAGGAAGAACAACAGGAUAAAGAGAAUAUCAAGGCUGAAGACAACGCUAUUGAAAUGUCAGAGGACUUUGAUGGCCAGAUGCAUGAUGGGGACGAGAAUGAACCAGGUGAAGAUGAAGACUCUGAUAAAGAGGACCAGGAGGAGCUGGACAAAAAGAUGGGGGACCUGGGUGAAGGCCAGACUGACACUCUGGAUGAGAGGAUGUGGGGUGAUGAUGAGGAUGAUGAGGAGGAAGAGGGAAGUGACCAGGAGGAAGAGUCUGGCCAGGGAAUGGACCAGGGUGAAUCCGAGCUGGUUGCCAAAGAUGACAACUUGGACGCUGCGGAGCCAAACAAAGACAAGAAAAACCAGGAUAAAGAAGAACAGAUGGAUGAGGAGGCGAAAGAAAAGAUCCACGAGCAAGGAGAUGAGAGGGAGUUUGAUGAGAAUGAAGUGGAUCCGUACCACGGUCAGCAGGACAAGAGACCUGAGCCUGAGCCCAUGGAUCUGCCCGAGGAUCUCAAUCUGGACCAGGAUGAAGAGCCUGGAGACAAUGGAGAGGGCGAGUGUGACGAGGAGAAUCCAUUUGACAUCGAUGAAAAAGCCAUGGACCUGGAUGAGAAGGAGGAUGGAGAGAAAGAUGGAGGAGAGGAGGAAGGAGCCGAGGGGGUGCAGGAGGACCAGACAGACCUACCAGGAGAGGAGAACGAGCAUGAGCCCAAGACUGAAGAGGAGGAGGGAGAAGGAGAGAAAACAGAAUGUGAUGAGCAGUCUGCUGAGCAAGAUGAAGAGGAGGAGAAGGAGAAGAGUGGAGAAGAGGCAGGAAGAGAUGAAGAUCAGGCUGUUCGAAACGACAAAGAAAACAAACCACAGGAUGAAGAGGAGGAGGGAGGGGGUGAGGAUGAGGAGCAGCCAGAGUCCGCAGAGAGGAAGGAGCAUGACAGAGACGGUCAGACUGGAGAGGAGAAUGUCCAGAGUGAAACAGCUGUGGAGCUGGGAGGAGAGGCGUCGGAGAGAGACCAAGCUAAAGAGGAACAUGGGAGUGGGGCAGCUGAUGCCAGCCAAGCAGAUGGUCACGAGUCAAAGCUAACGGCUAGAAUGGCUUCACAGACACAGACUCAGGGCAAGACUCAGAGCUUCAAGAGAAAACCUGGUCACGCGGACAACGAGCGAUCGACAGGCGACUACAACGAACGGAUAAACAAGCGCCUGCGUACGGUGGAGAGCAGCAAGGACAGAACUGCAGACAGCAGGCAGAGCGACGCCCAGCAGGAGUCUGACCUGUACGAACACAUCAAGCAGGGAGAGACGGCCUACGACACUCAGACAUACGAUGUGGCGAGCGCAGACCAGCAGAAAGCAGCAGGGCCUCAGCAGGACCAGGAUGAAGAUCAGAAUGAUGAAGAUGUUGCCAUGGAAACCGAGGACCUCCAGGCCGCUGAGGUCCAGGAGCUGAAGCCUGAGCAGCUGGAUUCAACCAAGGCCUCCCAGAAAGGUGUAGACAGUGGAGAGAUGGAGGUGCAGAGGCAGGGAGAGGAGGAUGAGGACCAGGAGAGAUGGAAGGACCGACAGCGGCUCGCAGAAGAGAAGCGGGCAGAGAGAAGCACAGAAUCCACCAUUCACACUGUUCCUGAGCUGCUGAUGGACAGCAUGCAGAAAGCAGAGAGAGACCCAGAGGAGAUGAGGAGGGAGAUGGAGCUGCAGCUGGAGGCCUGGCACAAGCUGGCCCCAGGAGCUCAGGAGGAGGAGAGUGCAGCUGCUUCCAUGUGGCAUCAGUACCAGACUCUGACCUCCGCUCUGUCCCAGCAGCUGUGCGAGCAGCUCCGCCUCAUCCUGGAGCCCACACAGGCCGCCAAGCUCAAAGGAGAUUACCGCACAGGGAAGCGCCUGAACAUGAGGAAGGUCAUCCCCUACAUCGCCAGUCAGUUCCGCAAAGACAAGAUCUGGCUGAGGAGGACCAAGCCCAGUAAGAGGGAGUACCACAUCUGUCUGGCUGUGGAUGACUCCUCCAGUAUGGUGGACAACCACUCCAAACAGCUGGCGUUUGAAUCCCUGUCGGUGAUCAUCAACGCUCUCACUCUACUGGAGGUCGGACAGGUGUCUGUGUGCAGCUUUGGCGAGCAGGUGCAGCUGCUCCACCCCUUCCAGCAGCAGUUCAACGACGAGUCAGGGGCUCGGAUCCUCCGACUGUGUCAGUUCCAGCAGAAGAAGACCAGAAUAGCCCAGUUUUUGGAGACUUCAACCAAAAUGUUUCUCGCAGCUCGGCAGCAGAUUCCAGGAUCUUUAAACUCAGACACGGCCCAGCUGCUGGUCAUCGUUUCUGACGGCAGGGGGCUCUUCCUGGAGGGGAAGGAGCGGGUGACGGCAGCAGUGCGAGCAGCUCGCGGCGCAAAUGUGUUUGUCAUCUUCGUGGUGCUCGACAACCCCAACUCACGGGACUCCAUCCUCGACAUCAAGGUCCCCAUAUUCAAAGGACCGGGAGAACUCCCAGAGAUCCGCUCCUACAUGGACGAGUUCCCCUUCCCCUUCUACGUCAUCCUGCGAGACGUCAACGCCCUUCCAGAGACGUUGAGCGACGCUCUCAGGCAGUGGUUUGAACUCGUCACGGCAGCCGACCAAUGAGAAGCCCUCUUUCUCACAAAGGGAGAAGUGUGCGGCGUCCGACUGCACCAAAAUGCACCACUCUGCUGCUAAGCUUCUCAGUCAGAACUGUAAAACAACCAACCAGAAGACGGAUUUACCGCUGUACAUGUGCCUUUAUUUUCUUAUUUUUACUGUAGAUUUUAGUAGAGUUUAAUAGCAACCUUUGCUGUUUUAUCUUUGUCAUCAGAAGAAUCGUGUUUCUUUUGUAACGUAACGAGGAUUGCUUUAACUUGCACGUCUCCGAUGAAAUGAUAGAAGUAAAAACUUGUGAAUUCAUUGCGUGUGAACCACCUCAGUGAAGAGUCAGUAAAUACCUCUGUCCACCUUGUACAAUCCCCCCCAAACCGUUUGUGUGGAUGUGACAGUCGGUGCUGCAGAGAUCAUCCGAACCAUACAUGUGAAGCGUGAACACGGCAGCUGUACAGAGCUGUGCUUUGUGAAAACGGACGUCACGGCCUGCAGUAGCAUGUUGUCGCGGCCGUGACCGACGCUCGGAGGAACUCAAAAAUGUGCCUUGGGGAGGAGAACGGUGUUGCAUCUCUCUCCACAGCUGGAUCAGCUGCUGGUUGACGGGUCAGAGGCACGGCCACAGCUCUGUCACAGGUUUUUAUAGAAACUCAAAUCUCAUACACUUUAAAGCACAACCGCGGUUCCGCAGAUGCCAGUUUUAAACGAAUGCCCCAGUAUGAACCAGUUUUUGUGGUUUGAAGACGACAUAUCUGCCGCGUUGGUCUCAACAACUGCUGAACGAACAGCUCAUCACCGUGUCUGUUAGGAGUAGAUGGAAUGUUUAUCAUCACCUCUGUGUUUCGUAGCAUAAACGUACGUGUCAGCAGACUCUGGCCAUAUUUAAGAGCAUCCAUCUGUUAAAUCAUGACACGAAUGAUCCUGACAAUAAACAGUUUAAAAA
Paralichthys olivaceus (Japanese flounder) is the source of this 5767-nucleotide messenger RNA. The record is from RefSeq and is a predicted model, not a curated record. Lineage: Eukaryota; Metazoa; Chordata; Actinopteri; Pleuronectiformes; Paralichthyidae.